CUUUCAUUUCUGUGAAUCUGAGCUGUGAACUAUAGAAACACAGAGUGAACAACAGCAGAGUACAGUUCUAGAAGGAGUCAUAGUUCCACUAAUCAGGAGGUCUAGACGGAGUCAUAGUUCCACUAAUCAGGAGGUCUAGAAGGAGUCAUAGUUCCACUAAUCACGAGGUCUAGACGGAGUCAUAGUUCCACUAAUCAGGAGGUCUAGAAGGAGUCAUAGUUCCACUAAUCAGGAGGUCUAGAAGGAGUCAUAGUACCACUAAUCAGGUCUAGAAGGAGUCAUAAUACCAUUAAUCAGGUCUAGAAGGAUCAUAGUUCCACUAAUCAGGAGGUAUAGAAGGUAUCAUAGUGCCACUAAUCAGGAGGUCUAGAAGGAGUCAUAGUUCCACUAAUCAGAAGGUCUAGAAGGAGUCAUAGUGCCACUAAUCAGGAGGUCUAGAAGGAGUCAUAGUUCCACUAAUCAGGAGGUCUAGAAGGAGUCAUAGUACCACUAAUCAGGUCUAGAAGGAGUCAUAAUACCACUAAUCAGGUCUAGAAGGAUCAUAGUUCCACUAAUCAGGAGGUAUAGAAGGAGUCAUAAGCCAUGAUUCCAUAAGCACCUACUCGGCGCGGUGCUGCUCGGCUCGUCUUUGUUUGCGAGCGUUUCCAUAUGGAUUAGUGCAUGGUAUCAGGCACGAUUUUCCAUACCUUCUCGGCUGAGGUUCCAACCGAGAUGAAGUGAGCCGAGAUGUGACGUCUACAUAGUGCAGGCCACUGAUUGGACAGGAGUGCAGGCCACUGAUAGGACAGGGAGUGACGACACACGAGAGCGACUCCAGCACGAAAACAAAACCGGCAUUAAAAAAAAACUAAACAGCGACGGUGUACAUUGCUCUUCACGGACCUCUCUGUUCUUCAUAAUUUUAAUAUGACAGCCAGACCUGUACCGUGGGUGAAUGAAGAGGUUGAGACUUUUCUGUCUUUGGUGGUGGACCAAAGAAUACAGAGGGAGCUGGACGGAGAAAGUUUAUCAGGAGGUCUCUGAGCGGAUGGCCGCUCACAUAUACAGUAGACUGUAUAUAAAGAGGACAGAAGCAGUGUAGGGAGAAGCUGAAAAAGCUCAAAAAUGACUAUUGGUCCACCAAGGACCACAGCGGCCGGCGUGGGUCAACCAGGAGGUGUUGGAAGAGGUUUAAUGGAAGCUAUUUACUGGCACCGCACCGACAAGCAACAGGAGGGAGACUCAGCUGCUGCAUUAUUGGAGACGUUCGAGGACGAAUCCCUUUCCACAUGCGAAGCCUGCUCCACCUCCGUCAUGGAGCCCCCAGCUCCCCUGCCUCCUCUCCAGCACCAGCUUCAACACCAGUACCAGCUCGGACACCGACCCUGUCAACAUCAACGUAACAGCAACGUCUUAUCACCGAGAUCGUCCAUGAAGAUGUGAAGAUGAGUUCAGAUGGAGAAAGUGAUCCAGCUUCUUCUUCAGAUGAUGUUCAGAGUCCAGUUAGAGUCCGAAUGAGGAACAAGAAGAUCUCCACAGAGGACAUCAACAAACGUCUGUCCUUACCUGCCGACAUCCGUCUCCCUGACGACUACCUGGAGAAGUUUAAUGUGAUUGGUCCGGCUUUGUUUGAGCAGCCAAUCAGCAGGCGGCUGCGUCGGGUGUCUUUGUCAGAAAUUGGUUUUGGGAAACUGGAGACAUACAUCAAACUGGACAAACUGGGAGAGGGAACCUAUGCUACGGUGUAUAAAGGUCGCAGUAAGCUGACGGAGAACCUUGUUGCUCUGAAAGAGAUCCGACUGGAACAUGAAGAAGGAGCUCCGUGUACUGCGAUCAGAGAAGUGUCUCUGCUGAAGGAUCUGAAACAUGCCAACAUCGUCACGCUUCAUGACAUCAUUCACACGCAGAAAUCCCUCACACUGGUGUUCGAAUACCUGGACAAAGAUCUGAAACAGUACCUGGAUGACUGUGGAAACACCAUCCACAUGCACAACGUCAAGCUCUUCCUGUUCCAGCUGCUUAGAGGUUUGUCCUACUGUCACCGCAGGAAGGUUCUCCAUCGAGACCUGAAGCCUCAGAACCUGCUGAUCAACGAGAGAGGAGAACUCAAACUGGCUGACUUUGGUCUGGCUCGAGCUAAGUCCAUCCCCACUAAGACGUACUCUAAUGAGGUGGUGACUCUGUGGUAUCGACCUCCAGACAUCCUGCUGGGCAGCACCGACUACUCCACACACAUCGACAUGUGGGGUGUGGGCUGUAUCUUCUAUGAGAUGGCGACAGGCCGUCCUCUGUUUCCUGGGUCUACGGUUGAGGAGGAACUUCACUUCAUCUUCAAACUGCUUGGAACUCCCACUGAGAGCAGCUGGCCUGGAAUCAGCUCUAACGAAGAGUUUGUGUCCUUUAAUUACCCACAAUACCGAGCAGAGAGGCUGAGCAACCACACACCCAGGCUGAGCAGUGACGGAGUGGAGCUGCUGUCAAAGUUCCUGCAGUUUGAAGGGAAGAAGAGGGUCUCAGCUGACCACGCCAUGAGUCACCAUUACUUCAGUCACUUUGGAAACAGAGUGAUGUCACUUUCUGACACAACGUCCAUCUUCAGCCUGCCAGAGAUUCACCUGGAGAGAGAAACAACGAGGCCACCGGCAGCACCUGAGCCAGCAAACAGUCCAACCAGGAGGCGGAGCCUGCUGUUCUGACAUCAUCAGGGAGGCGGGGUCUGCAAAGGGAAACUGAACAAAUGAAGAAGAAAACAGUGAACUUGUUUAUCAGGAACAGAAGAAGAGUCUUGGGGUUUACACACAGAUGCAAUAAUGAGUGACAGCAGCUUCCUGACCAAUCAGAGUGUCUGGUUUCAGGUGAUGGACAGGUGAAGGAGGGAACGCUGCUCUGUCUUCCAUUUUAGAGUCUCACAGGAUCCUAGGAUGUUAUGGAAACAGCUGUAAACGCUGCUCUGUCAGAGUGACAUCAGCAAUGACAUCACAGGUGUGUUUACAGCUGCAGGUGGGACUCACCUUUAGCUGUCUCCGGCUGCAGGAGGAGCUGCUUUAGUGUUUCUGUAAAAUCAGCUGAUCUGUGGACGUGUUGCUUUCCUCUGCAUGUGAGACUUUAUACUACAAUACUUUAUAUAUAUAUACUACUAGUACUGCUGCCAGUAUAUGCAGUACUACUAUCAACCUGCAGUAUUUAUCAUUAGAGACUUUAUUUUGCCAGGAGCUAUUGAUUAUUUAUUGGUUUUAUGUUUAUUGGAGAUGUUUUAGAUGAUGUGAUAUCAUCAGAGCUUCAGUGACAUCACAACCUCCGCUUCACUGACGGGAUGAUCCUGGACUGAUUGGUUGUUUCUGCACAGACUCUGUUAAUGACCACUACAGCUACCGUAUUGAUUAUUAGUUUAUUGACAAGUCCUUCCAGAUGUUCCUGUUUUUCAGUCUGUGUGGAACCAACUAAGAGCUGACGGUCACCUGCCAGGUGAGUCCAGGUGUCAGUGGGCGGAGCUUGAUAUUUCAGGUAGUGUUUGCGGUCAUUGCUGAUGUGAAACUUUAUUUCUAGUUGUGAAGAAUCUUAGCAAUAGAGAGACAAUAAUAAUAAUAAUAACUGAUCAGAUUGAUUGAUCUGCUGUACAAAUGUAGAGAGACGUUCUCCAACAAACAUCCAUGUUCCACCAAGAACCCAGAGUUCUUCAGCCAAUCACAGGGCUUAGAGACCAGCCAAUCAGAGGAGAGCCUGAGGAGGUCCAGUCAGAAGAGUUGCUGACUGGUUCUAGCUGCUGCUGAAUAAUUACAAUAUUUGAUCAACCAAGUCUGGACAAAGUUUCUCCAGAACCUCCUCAGAACAUCUGGUUCUUCAUCUCUGGUAACUUUAUCAAUGAUCAGAGUUCUACCUUCAUACUGGGUAUAUUUCCAGAGUUCCAGGUCCUUGAGGUCCAUAGAGGAGAACGUCCCCUGGAGAAAGUUCUAGAGUAGACCUACUCUAGAACUUUCUCCAGUUGUCAGUAGGUCUACUCCAGAACUUUCUCCAGUUGUCGGUAGGUCUACUCUAGAACUUUCUCCAGUUGUCGGUAGGUCUGCUCUAGAACUUUCUCCAGUUGUCGGUAGGUCUACUCUAGAACUUUCUCCAGGGGAUGUUCUCCUUUCUUGGUUCCAGUCUUUAAGUUACUUUUCACUUUUUAGUGAACUUUUUCAUCAUUUUUGAGCCUCAGAACUUCGUUAGAACUCCAUCAGCUCUUCAUCUGAACUUCAUUAGAACGUCAUCAGAUCUUCUCCAGAGCAGCAGAUGGACCCACCUGGUAUGUUCUGCUGCCCGUUGGCUGGUUCUGAUGGAUCAAUGGAACAUGGAGGCUGGUUCUGGUGGAACCUGGAGGCUGUUGGUGUUCGUCUGUGAACUUCCUGUGAACCUGUGUGUGAAUGAUGUCAUAAAGGGGGUGGAGUCAAAGGGAGUGUAAAUGAAUGUACUGCAGUUUACAGCCACCACGUAUUAUUGAUUAUUGAUUACCUGCUGCUCAGAGAACAGACGUCUGACUGCUGAUCGAUCAGGAAUGGGCUCAGGCCUGAACUGGUUUUCGAGAUUCAGCGGUUAUUGAUGGUUUAUUUUUCCAGAGUGGGUUUCUCUGCUUCUCUCUGUCGUACCAAAGUUAUCUGCAAUAACUGCACUGCAUGCUGGGAAUCUUCCAGAUAACUUCAGUAAUCUUCCAUGUGAACCAUCACCAUGUCAGUAUUAAAGCUCUUUAUUUAUUACA
Messenger RNA from Amphiprion ocellaris (clown anemonefish), 4711 nucleotides. RefSeq names its product cyclin-dependent kinase 16 (gene cdk16). Gene Ontology annotation, cellular component: cytoplasm; synaptic vesicle; nucleus. Gene Ontology annotation, biological process: protein phosphorylation; neuron projection development; exocytosis. Gene Ontology annotation, molecular function: protein kinase activity; ATP binding. Bases 1425 to 2675 code for a protein of 416 amino acids. The transcript has 16 exons. Lineage: Eukaryota; Metazoa; Chordata; Actinopteri; Pomacentridae. The record is from RefSeq and is a predicted model, not a curated record.